AUGGCACCUCGCGUGGGCUCAAGCGGCCUAUACAGCUGGUUCAAUAACUUGUCCCUGGGCAGGGUUGGCUCGCAGCCAUCGAGGACGGUCACAACGAAGAGCCAUGUGCGGAGACGGCGAGACCCCUUUGCCAUGGCACAGGCACGUCAGCGGAAGGCGGCAAACAUAUCUCGACAGCGCGAAUUGGCGCAGCGGCGAACAGAAGCGUUUGGCGACCCAGUUGCUAGCGAGAAGACCCCAUUGAUAGAAGCUAUGCUCAACCCGUCUCUCUACCCAACCCUGGGAUCAAAGGGUGUGCAUGUUCCUCCGGAUAAUGAGCAAUCGAGCUAUGUGAACUUUUGCAUAUCCAAGACAGACCUUGCGUCCGCUCUCGAAACGUCCAAGCGGCUCACACGACCUGUGCCACCGAUUGACGGCAGCGCCGCUGACCCCCAACACAUCGAAGACGCCAUCAAGAAGCAUGAGGAAGACCACAAAACCGCCGAGGAAGCUGUCCGUCGAAUCCUGGCGAUGAAGAACGGCAGCACCAGGAACCGAACAAAACUGAACAUCAAGCGGUCAGUCGACAUACUCGGCCGCCAUAACACCGAUCGAGUACUCCCUGCCAAACCCGCAGCUGCAGAUCAAGAUCCUACUAGCCUAGAGCCAUCUGCCAAACGGCCGCGUGCUGGGCCAGACACGGGUUCACCGGAAGUCCAAGUAGCCAUCCUAACGUCCAAGAUCCUGGUUCUGGCCGAGCAACUGAAGACGACUUCACACAAGGAUAAGCACAACAAGCGCCGGCUACGACUGUUCGUGCACCGGAGACAGAAGCUGCUCAGCUAUCUACGGAAAAAGGAGAGAGGUGGUCCUAGGUGGCAGAACCUGAUGCAGACACUUGGGCUGAGCGACGCAGCGUGGAAGGGCGAGAUCACGCUGAGAUGA
This is a messenger RNA of Nannizzia gypsea CBS 118893, 924 nucleotides long. RefSeq lists its product as hypothetical. The record is from RefSeq and is a predicted model, not a curated record. Gene Ontology annotation, biological process: translation. The transcript has 2 exons. NCBI's taxonomy places the organism in Eukaryota, Fungi, Ascomycota, Eurotiomycetes, Onygenales, Arthrodermataceae. Gene Ontology annotation, cellular component: ribosome. Gene Ontology annotation, molecular function: structural constituent of ribosome. Bases 1 to 924 code for a protein of 307 amino acids.